Molecule: messenger RNA, 1320 nt
Organism: Trichoplax adhaerens
Lineage: Eukaryota; Metazoa; Placozoa; Uniplacotomia; Trichoplacea; Trichoplacidae
Exons: 2
Coding region: 1-1320 (439 amino acids)
Source: RefSeq, a predicted model, not a curated record
AUGGUAUACGAUCCUAAUCAAGUUGCAAAUGCUAUCAGAAAAUUCUUGCCGACGCCUACUGACAUUCAUGUUGAUACAUUACUUGGCUACUCUGACAAUGGCCUGGAUGAUAUGGUUAUUGCCUCUAGUGAAAAAAUUCAAUCUCUUCAUCGAGAUGAUUGGAACAAAUCGUUAGCAUUAGUCUUCAUGUAUGAUUGCCAUUAUGCUGUGCAACAUCGCCACCCGUAUAAUAACUUACUGCAAAAAAUUGAUCGUGAGCGUACACGCGUCAUUGGCUUUACUAACUGUGUCUUUGAAAAUUAUGACGAGGCUUUACUAAAUGCCAUCGCUAAAGCGAUCAGUUGCGAAUUUUUACUUCCUUCUUGUGCCGUAGAAUUAUCUAGGACGAAUGAUGGACCUUCAGAAUUCACUAUAGUUAAUCAAUCUUAUAAGCCUAAAGCUGUCGACUUACUUAACAGUUGUAUUAAGUAUUUAAACUCGAUUAGACGUCAAAGCUGCAAACAAACCUGGCAAAAGGUAGAUCGCUAUCUUAAGAUCAUACAAGAUUGCAUGCAAGUCAUGACAGAUUUUGGAGAAUGGGCAUUCUUUCGUAUCAAGAAUGUAAUAUUAGACGAGUUGAUAAAUGCCUAUGAUUCUGCAUCUGACCAAAUUCAUGAAAAAUGUACAUCAACUAUAUUUGCUGUCAGUAAUGAAAUUAACAAUCACGAUGUCGACGUGGAUAACAUUGAUUUCAACCUGUAUCCUAAAGUAGAAACACUAAUCAAAAUUUUAACAGCGUUAGAAUUAAGUCCAGGCGUCGAACGACUUCUUCUUUGUGCAGGAAAUGCCUUCACUGUAGACGUUUUAUAUUAUUUAAUGAAGCAUUUUAGGAGUCAAUCUAUCUUACCCUCGGUAAAUAUUAGUAAAUUGCAUGACGAUGGAUCUUCAAUGCAGAAAUGUCUCAGCCGCAACCGAGAUUUGUUAAUUGAUUAUCACUCGAUGAGAACCAGUAUAAUCAUUAUAGAACAAUCUUCGCCGCUAUUUCUAAAUUUACCCUUAUCCCACUGUAUAAUUUGUUUCGAUGGCCUAGGACAUUUUUAUUCUUAUCUCCAAUUACGAAGUAAAGUCUCACAACGACUAGUGAUCAUGGUCAAUCAAGAUAAUCUGAAAUAUACUCUAUCCAAGUACAAGAGAUGGCACAUUCUCAUGGAUUAUAUGUGGAGACGUGAAUAUACCACCGAAAUUGAUACUACGAAUAUGUUGCAAGAUUCCGCUAAUGUUUCGACAAUUGGAUCUGCGCUUUUGCCUAUUUAUCGGUCAGAUAAUAAUAUUGAAUAUUGA